GAAAGAUUGCUACUACUCGUAAGUCGUAACGAACUCUGCAACUAAGAAGAAAGGCCUGCCGGAGAAGAAGAGAUGGCGAUGACCAAGGCAAAGGACCUCAUUUCCUCCAGCCCCGUCGUCAUUUUCAGCAAGACUUACUGCCCAUACUGCACCUCUGUGAAGAAGCUGUUGUCUGACCUGCGAGCUGCUUAUAAGGCUGUCGAAUUGGAUACCGAGAGUGAUGGAGCUGAGAUCCAAGCAGCAUUGGCACAGUUGACAGGCCAAAGGACAGUGCCUAAUGUCUUUAUCGGUGGCAAGCACAUUGGUGGCUGUGACGACACAAUGGCCCUCAACAAGUCGGGGAAGUUGGUUCCUCUUCUUACUGAAGCUGGAGCUAUUGCUGCUACUACUGCUUCUGCUUCUUCCUAGAGCGCUUUGUGGGUGGUUCUGAAUAAAAUCGUGUCUGAAGAACCUGAGUAGCAGAUGUCGUGGUGAAUGUAGUUGCCUCUCUGGGCUGUGUUCAAUUGGAUUGAGCGUUUCUGGUUUCUGUUGUGGCUUCAAACUCUAUACUCGGUUGUGAGCUACACUGUUGUAAAGUCUUAAAUCAACUGUGCCUUGCAGCAAGAGUGUCACUAUAUAGAGGUUAUCAUUUAUACUUUUAGUCGUGAAAUGAACUCGGUAAAAAGCC
This is a messenger RNA of Linum trigynum, 667 nucleotides long. The record is from the annotation of a GenBank genome assembly. NCBI's taxonomy places the organism in Eukaryota, Viridiplantae, Streptophyta, Magnoliopsida, Malpighiales, Linaceae.